Messenger RNA from Callorhinus ursinus (northern fur seal), 4199 nucleotides. RefSeq names its product septin 8 (gene SEPTIN8). Lineage: Eukaryota; Metazoa; Chordata; Mammalia; Carnivora; Otariidae. Gene Ontology annotation, molecular function: GTP binding. The record is from RefSeq and is a predicted model, not a curated record.
GGCGGAGCGCGUCCCGCAGCCGGCUGGUCCCCGUCGCGGCCCGGGUGCUCGCCCCGGCCCGCCCGCGCGGUGCGAGCUCGCCAUGGCGGCCACUGACCUGGAACGCUUCUCGAAUGCAGAGCCAGAGCCUCGGACCCUGUCCCUUGGGGGCCAUGUGGGCUUCGACAGCCUCCCGGACCAGCUGGUCAGCAAGUCGGUCACGCAGGGCUUCAGCUUUAACAUCCUCUGUGUGGGGGAGACUGGCAUUGGCAAGUCCACACUGAUGAACACGCUCUUCAACACGACCUUCGAGACCGAGGAAGCCAGUCACCAUGAGGAGUGUGUGCGCCUGCGGCCUCAGACCUAUGACCUCCAAGAGAGCAAUGUGCACCUCAAGCUGACCAUUGUGGAUGCUGUGGGCUUCGGGGAUCAGAUCAAUAAGGACGAGAGUUACAGGCCCAUAGUCGACUACAUCGAUGCGCAGUUUGAAAACUACCUGCAGGAGGAACUGAAGAUCCGCCGCUCCCUCUUUGACUACCACGACACGAGGAUCCACGUUUGCCUCUACUUUAUCACACCCACGGGGCACUCCCUCAAGUCCCUGGAUCUGGUGACCAUGAAGAAGCUAGACAGCAAGGUGAACAUCAUUCCCAUCAUUGCCAAGGCUGACACCAUCUCCAAGAGCGAGCUCCACAAGUUCAAGAUCAAGAUCAUGGGGGAGCUGGUCAGCAAUGGGGUUCAGAUCUACCAGUUUCCCACUGAUGACGAGGCUGUUGCCGAGAUUAACGCAGUCAUGAAUGCACAUUUGCCCUUCGCUGUGGUGGGCAGCACUGAGGAGGUGAAGGUGGGGAACAAGCUGGUCCGGGCACGGCAGUACCCUUGGGGCGUGGUGCAGGUGGAGAACGAGAACCACUGCGACUUCGUGAAGCUGCGGGAGAUGCUGAUCCGGGUGAACAUGGAGGACCUCCGAGAGCAGACCCACAGCCGGCACUACGAGCUCUACCGGCGCUGCAAGCUGGAGGAGAUGGGCUUCCAGGACAGCGACGGCGACAGCCAGCCCUUCAGCUUGCAGGAGACCUACGAGGCCAAGCGCAAGGAGUUCCUGAGCGAGCUGCAGAGGAAGGAGGAAGAGAUGAGGCAGAUGUUUGUCAACAAAGUGAAAGAGACAGAGCUGGAGCUGAAGGAGAAGGAGAGGGAGCUCCACGAGAAGUUUGAGCACCUCAAGCGGGUCCACCAGGAGGAGAAGCGCAAGGUGGAGGAGAAGCGCCAGGAGCUGGAGGAGGAGGCCAACGCCUUCAGCCGCAGGAAGGCCGCGGUGGAGGCCCUGCAGUCCCAGGCCUUGCAUGCCACCUCCCAGCAGCCUCUGAGGAAGGACAAGGACAAGAAGAAAUCUUGACCCUCAGCCUGGGAUGCCACAAACUGAAGCGAAUUCUCUGCUUUGCUCGUCACAAAUGCCAAACUGACUGCCCUUUCCCAGCGUCCAACUUGCUGUCUUUUGUUUCUGUUUGAUUUGGUCGUCUGCGUAUCUUUUAAUGUGUCUGUUUUUGUUUUGUUUGUUUUAUUUUUAUUUUUCAGUUAACGCACGCACAGACUUACAUGUCAAGAGCGGACUUUAGACUUUCAUGUGUUAAGUUGCUUGAGUUACACCUUGUGACCCUUCUUCUCCCAUAACAUGGUGUGAGGACGGACUGGGAGCCGGUACAGACUCCAGUGUUUACAGCCUUGCUUUGUCCCCUGCCCCCACCCCCAGGCUGCCCUGGGCCUGGCGGGCCACCCCCCUCUAUGCAAACACGUCAAAGCCAUGAAUGCUGGAAUCCAAAACUGACAAGGUUUAUUUUUUUCAGAGCCAGUGGCUGGUCUUCCAUUUACAGUGUCACUAUUCCUUGACGGAGCAGUUAUGUGCCACUCUCGCGAAGGCCCCAGCCGGCGAUGCUUGGCCUAAUUGUUCAGCGUCAAGAUGGCAACUCAUGCGGUGCCCUAGGUGCGGCCGCGUGGUCUGGUAUACAUGCUGCAAAAUUCACCCGAUUCCCUUUCAUUUUAAUUUUUCUAACCUAGAGCUUAAUUCCAAUAAUAACUUUUAGGAGACUCCUAAAUUUUUAUUUUGGCACAAGUGUGAAGACAGAUAAUACCCUCUCCCGUUAUUUUCAUAAGUAACCCAGGUUCCCUGAUUUUUAAGAACUAAAAAUAUCUCUAAACCUUUCUUAUGUAUCAAGCAUCCCUAUAAUAAUUAGGGAGAGGUGGGCAAUAAACAUCCUGUGAGGACAGUGUUCGGAAUUUCUUUACGGAUGAAAGUGGGUCAUGAACAAGGACCACGUCCAGUGUUUUUAAUGCAAAUGUAAAUGGAAAGUAGCCCAAAGCCGUUGUCUGUGGGCUCCAGAGGUGCUGCCUACAAACAGGGACCAACUCCAUGUGUGUGUUAAGCGUCUGACUCCAACUAAGACCCCCAAACCAAGCCUGGCAUAUUCCCAAUCCAGAGGACUCAGCCGGGAAAAGGUUUUUUUUUUUUUUUAUCUCAAGGUCACUGUUUUCUGUUUUCCUGGCUGAGUCACGAGGAAAAGAGAUGAAGGUGUCUGAUGCGUGUGGACAAUUUCAGAAAACGCUACCAGCGAGGGAGCCUUCCCCUCUCCACUGCGUUCUUCAGGGGAUCAUUUUAAGAAAGUACUAGCGGCAUUGAUUCUUCUCCAUUCCUGUGGGUUUGCGAGCCAGUGGGAGUGUCAGGGCAGGGGAUAUGGCGUGAUAAAAUAGGAUAUGAAAAAUGAGUAGCUCAAAGGAAGGAGCUCAUUUAAUGUUGAUGGGGCACUGUGCUGGGCACAGCCUCCCCGGAAUAACACGCAGCCCUACCCCCAAGGAGCUCACGGUCUAGAGCACUCCCUCAUCAGAAGCCUUGGGAAGCUGCACUAAUUUAUUGUUGCAUUGGUCGUUUGUUUUUCCUUGUCCUCCAACCUCCUUCCCAUCACUGUUUCCCCCUUUCUGCCUUGGCCCCUUGGCUUUGCUGAUUUUCAGGACCAAGUCCUGGCUUCAUGCUGUGCUUCCAAGAUGGGGCUCCAUUCAGAGUGGGGAGGAUGCCCAGAGUGGAACUCUGCCAAGUGUCCUGCCGUGACCAGGGGUGGACCCAGAUUGUGAGGGGCUUCGGUGUGGGCAUUCAAAAGGCAAAUGGGCAUAUACCUAAGGCCCACGUGGGCCUCAAGUGACUUGGCUUUAGGGGGAUUAUAUGUCUGAGAGUGUCUUCAGUUGUGCUGAAGUGUGACCUUUAAGAUAGCCUCCGUGAGCUAACAUAUUUCUGAAGAUGAGGCACAGCGACCCCGCAGAUUCACUGGUUAUUUAAGAAAUGGAGACUCCUGGUUCAUGGGCCAAUCUGGGGACGCUGCCGUGGAUAUAUUCUGCCACCCAUCCACCACAGCCUGUGGGCUGCACCCCAGGCAUCCUGGAACACCAGAAUUGUGGCUGGUUACCUGCCUGUGGGUGCAAGGCUUCCCAGCAUCUCUGGGGAGAGCCGUCGCUGUUAAAUUUUCUGGGGUCUGAGCUGCUUCCACAGGCCCCGUUGGCUUUAGUGAGCCUCACUGCACUUCUCUGUCUGUGCUGCUUGUAUUUGGAAGUUUAUCAUCUUUAGCUGAGACCAAACUAGUCCUGGGUGCACGAGGAGAGCUUAAACCGGGCCAUUAUUUAACAAGCUCCCGCGCCCGGGACCUGAGCCCUAUCUGCGGUAUCUGAUGUGCCACUCCUUUGCAGAAUCAUCUUUGGGCACUAUCAGGGCUGUCAGUGGGGUUACGCUGGCAUUUCUAUCAUGUCUUUCAUAAGCCAAGUUGAUUUUGGGUAGAAUCAUGUAAUUUAUUGUCCAAACUGAGACUCUUCAGAGUAAAAGGAGGCCCUGUUAGUAAUUAUGCCAGAUCAACAGGUGUAAGCUGGAAUGAUCUCAGGCAGACCGGGACGUACGGUCACCCUGGUGAUGGGUAACCCGAGUCUAGGUGGUUUGGAACUGUGCAGACUGACUGAAUAUAUGUUUCUGUGUGUCUCUGUGUGGGUGCUUGUCAAGUGGGGCUCGUAUUACUGGAUAAGAGGCCCGAGGGAAGUGUGGCUUGCUCCUCUGUUAUGUUAACAAGCUUUUCUAAAACUGCUUCACUUGUGAAUUCAUUUAUUCCUUCAUACAUUGACUGUUUUUGUUCUUUUCCAUUCACUUUGUACUCUUUUUUUUUUCCCAUUAAAUUUUGCAUUUAUUUUGA